AUGAGGGCCGACUCCAGGCUCGGGGUGGAGGAGGACCACCGGCGUCCUCCACGAGCCCUUCCACCUGUGCCAAGCCUUUUCUGGUGUUCUUUCUCUUUUAUAGAUGAUAUUCCAGUUAGUCGUCCUAAGAAAAAGAAGCCCAGAACGAAAACCCCGCUUGCCAGUGCUGCUUCGGAAGGUCUUGUUCAGACUGCUGCUCACAGGCCACCUGAGGGCAGCGAGCCACCAGCCCAAGACCCCACAGAACGCCAAGAAGCUCCUGCUCAGCGGAGGCAGAAGACGAGGCUACCUCUUGAAUUGGAGACUGCCUUUACCCAGAAGAAGACAGCUAGUCCAUCUUUAUUACCAAAUGAAAAUGGUAUCAAUGUGGAGCCAGAUGAGGAGCCAGUUAUUCAGAAACCUCGAAGAAAGACGAAGAAAACCCAGCCAGUGGAAUUACAUUAUGCCAAUGAACUAGGAGUUGAAGAUGAAGACAUAAUUACUGACGAGCAAAGUAGUCCAGAACAACAAUCUGUAUUCACUGCACCCAUGGGCAUUAGCCAGCCUGUAGGCAAAGUGUUUGUGGAAAAAAGCAGGCGAUUCCAGGCUGCUGAUCGUUCAGAGUUGAUUAAGACCACAGAAAAGAUCGAUGUGUCAAUGGACAUGAAACCUUCCUGGACGACCAGAGAUGUUGCACUGUCGGUGCAUCGGGCUUUCCGGAUGAUUGGUGUCUUCUCCCAUGGCUUCCUGGCUGGCUGUGCUGUGUGGAACAUUGUUGUGAUCUAUGUUCUGGCAGGAGAUGAGCUUUCUGACCUCUCAAACCUUCUGCAACAAUACAAGACAUUAGCAUAUCCAUUCCAGAGUCUUCUCUACUUGCUUUUGGCUCUGAGUACAGUUUCAGCCUUUGACAGGAUUGACUUUGCUAAAACGUCAGUAGCAAUCCGAAAUUUUCUUGCUCUGGAUCCAAGAGCUUUAGCAUCUUUCUUGUACUUUACUGCUCUUACAUUAUCUCUGAGUCAACAAAUGACAAGUGACAGAAUCCACCUUUACACACCUUCUUCUGUUAACGGCAGCCUCUGGGCAGAAGGAAUUGAGGAGCAGGUUCUCCAGCCAUGGAUUGUGGUGAAUCUGGUGGUGGCCCUUCUGGUUGGGUUAUCAUGGCUUUUUUUGUCUUACAGGCCAGGCAUGGAUCUCAGUGAAGAGUUGAUGUUCUCCUCAGAUGUGGAAGAAUAUCCUGAUAAAGGAAUCAAAGCCUCUUCAUAG
Messenger RNA from Rangifer tarandus platyrhynchus (Svalbard reindeer), 1242 nucleotides. NCBI's taxonomy places the organism in Eukaryota, Metazoa, Chordata, Mammalia, Artiodactyla, Cervidae. The record is from the annotation of a GenBank genome assembly.